UGCAGAUGACAGAAGUGAUCGCUGAUGUGGAUGCAGGAUAUUUAUUAACACCACUAUGUUGACUACAUGCAUUAAGAAAUGCAAAGACGAUGUUAUCGUUGUUCUAGUUAUGUGUUGCUAUAUGUUCUAAGUAUAUUUUUCCAUAUACAGUGUGAGUCAGUGGAUGAACAUGACGAUUUAAUACAGAGUUAUUUUACUAGUCAUCUCUUAAAAUACCACGGCCAUCGUCAUACACGAGACUGUCAGCAUAUUUUAUUUGGCAAUGUUACGAAGUCUAAACAUAAGGCACAUGGGUAUGGAAGUUCUGAUAUCAUUCAUCCUAUAGCUGAAACUCACCAUGCAAUUAAAUCUGUUGGGCAGUCUAUUAAACGUGACACACAGAUUCAUUUUACUGUGGUUAACAACCCAAUUAGAACUAUAUCUGUAUUAGAACCAGGGUACAAAGGAGGAUGUGAGGACCAGACCAGGUCUACAGUACCAAAAUCAGCCGAACGAAAGAGCUGUUUACUGGCAAUCAAUGCUGGAUUCUUUAAUACACAUACUGGAUCAUGUCUAGGAAAUGUAAUUAGUGAUGGAAAGCUAGUAUUGGAUUCAAAUGGAGUACAAAAUGCACAUUUUGGUAUAACAAAGGAUGGACAUUUAUUUUUUGGUUAUUUAUCUGAAAUAGAUUUGAUUGCUGAACAAUUUCAGCAAUUAGUUGGAGGUGUGAUUUGGCUUGUGAGGGAUGGGAAAAAGUAUAUCACUGAAAGUAUAAAGAUUGAAUGUCAAGAUACUCAAGAAACAGGUACACUAGAAAGAUUUGCUGGCGUUAUGUCAGCCAGAACUGUUGUUGGAAGUGAUAAAGAUGGACGUGUAUUAAUAAUGCAGGUGGAUGGUAAAACAGAUCAUAAUGGGAUGAGUUUGUAUGAAAUGGCUGAUGUAUUGCUGGAGUAUGGAUUUGUUAAUGCAAUAAAUCUGGAUGGUGGUGGUUCUGCUACUUAUGUUGUAAAUGGUACUUUAGUGAACUACCCAACUGAUAAAUGCACAGAUGAUGAGAAAUUCAACUGUGCAAGAAAGGUAUCUACCAUUUUGUGUGUUCAUGAAGUUGAGUGCUCUCCCUUAGAUUGUUCUGGCCAUGGAACCUGUAAAGACGGAAAGUGUCUGUGUAAUACCAACUGGGCAGGAUCAGCAUGUGAUCAUCUCAGCUGUCAAAACCAUUGUUCACAUCAUGGCACAUGUACAAACGAUGGGUGUACUUGUGAGGCUGGAUGGAUGGGAGAUAACUGCAAUAUUUCCUGUUCACAAGGGUAUUAUGGGAAGAAUUGUGUUCAGCAGUGUUCCUGUUCACAUGGUUCUACUGGUACCUGUGAUGCUGUUAAUGGAAAGUGUGAUUGUCAGCCAGGUUUCACUGGUCAAUUAUGUGAGAAUGAAUGUCCAGUAGGUUUCUAUGGUAACCACUGUUCCAGUGUAUGUUUAUGUUCAGAUGGAUGUCCAUGUCACUCAGUAACAGGAAGUUGUAAUUUUACCGAUCUAGACCAGCAUUAUAUGCAAGCUGGAAUAUGUUAUGCAAAACAACAGAUCCAAAGACAGCAUUUAGUUUCUGACCAAUCAGAAGAGUUUAGGAAAAUAACAAUAAGUCUGAUUUGUAUCAGCACAUUCGCAGCAGUCAGUGUUAUAGUCAAUAUAGUAUUAUUGUGUAAAUUAUUCACAUCAAAGAAAAAAGUCAAACAUGGAAAGAAAAUGAGAGAAAGAACUAAGUAUAGUGUUGAACCUAAGUCUGAAAAUGAAAUGUCUUCAUUUAGUGAUUAUCCAAUGGUAACUACAUCAUUUUCCAAGGAAGCUAAACAGACGGAGAUUGGAGUUGGAGUUGGAGUUGGAGUAAAUCCUAAUUCAGAUUAGCAGAAAAAUAUGCAGCAGCUAUUUAAAAUGACAAUGUUUAAUUUGUAUACAAGUAAUUCCAAAAUAUGAAUUCCAGUUUAAUGUAGUAAAUUUUUUUUUUUUUAAUUUUAUUUACAAAUGACACAUUUAUUAAAACUGUAAUUAAAAACAUGGAGUCCAGAAAUGCAUUAGUAGUUUUGCACAUGUAUACCAUUCAUUUAAACUGUUAAUUCAACCAAUUACUAGAACUGGUCUGUAUGUAGUUAUACCAAAAGAUUUAAAAGUAUUAACAGUGUCCUAUAAAUGCCAAAGAUUAUUCAAAUAAUAGUGUUAUGACAUUUAUACUAAACAUCAUAUAAAUCAAAAAGAGAAUACCUUCAAGCAUCAUUCAUGUCAAAAUAACUUCACAUUUUUGUAGAGGUGCUAUUAGCUUAAUUGUGUUCUACAUAUGGUGCCUUACAUAGUAUAAAUGCCAUUCUGCCAAAGAAUCUUUCAGUAAAAAUUAGAAAUAGUGAAGUCAGAUAUGUAGUUGGUAUCUGGAGAUGUACAUUGUAUAGAAUGCACCGUAGAAACACACAUAAGGGGACAUAACUAAAAUUAUAGAUAGGAUUAAAUUUCCAUCAAAUUGUAUAAAUGUAUCAGUAAUUUCAUUUUAUGCCAUUUCUAAAAUCCUGUCCUGAUGAUGAACUUUCUUUAAAAAAAAAUUUGGUUUUCAAUGAAAUUACUGUUUUAUUGAAAUGAAAUUCAUAGGUCUCUGAAAUUGUUUUUUUUUUAAAGUUCAUAUAAAUUGUUUUUACUUACAAAGUAGUGGGAUAAUAUCAAAAAGGUAAAAGUAAGCAAAAUCUGAUUUUUUAAAUGUGUUACAUAUGUAGCACUUACUUGAAUGAUUUGUACAGAAAAUAGGGGAAAAAAUCAUAUCAAUAAAAAAGAAAUUGCUGUAGCAAUAAAAUAGUUUUUAGAAUAUUCAUAGGUGACCUAUUGUUGUUAACUUCUACUUCAUUUUGGUCUCUGGUGGAGAGUUGUCUCAUUGGCACUCAUACCACAUCGUCUUAUUUUUAUAGGAAAGGUUUUUGAAAAAUCUUGAUUUUAAGUAAAACUUGUUAAUUUUUCAGCUACUUUUACAUGCAAUUUAUAAAUUUGUACACAUAUACUGACUCGGAGAACAACCAGUCUUUGCUCUUACUCCUAAAUGCCACAAGCCAAUGACAAAACAUGUUUUAUAAAAAUUUGCGUUCAUUUUUUUUAUAUUGUCUGAUUCUUACAAACACUGGUAUUUGAUUGAUUCUUACAAACACUGGUAUUUAUUAUAUGUGUACACUGUUUGGUUUUGGUGUUGACACCAUUUAAUUUUAGCUAAAUAGAUAAUUGAAUGUGGGGUGUGGAGUAGCGUGUACUGAUUGAAACACUAUUGUUAGUAUUUACAUUUGAUGUUACAAUUGUAUAGUUUAUCAAUUUGAUAUUUUGAUGUGAAUCAGGGUUAUAUACAUGUACUAUAUUUGAUAUAUGCACUCAGGUAUUUUGGGAUAGAUGUUGUAUUAUGUGUCAGAUAGUAUAAUGUAUUUAAACUUUUACUGUAGGAUUUUAGCCACAUGGAAAGAUUUUUUUACAAUAUUAAGUGAUAUAUUUUUUGUGCCUGAUGAUAUAACAAGUGCAAAAAGCCAAAUGAGACAGUCCAUAUUAAAAAGACAUGACAUACUAUGGACUCGUUAGAAUUGGCUGGGACUCACCAUUUCAAAAAGUGAUUAAUCCCAGGACUCACCAUAAAAAUAUCCUAGUGAGAACCCUGCUUAUAUUGUCAUAUCAAAGUAGAAAAUUAUAAAUUAUUUUUUUUGGGGUUUGCUGAUUUUUUUCCACUUUUUUUCUACUUCACUUGUCCUCAAGGUCAUAUAAACUGAUGUUCAGAUAUUUCCCAUUACUGCAGACUUAUUUUAAAUUAUUUACUGAAACCCCUAUGACUGUUUAAAAUAUUUUACCUAAAAUAUUCUUAAAUGAUAAGCUUUAAAAUUAUAGAAUUGAAUCCAUGUGGCUGUAAAAUUAAAAUUGUAUAGUGAAUGAGUGUAAUUUACCUUAGAUGGUCAUCUUUUACCUUCCAAAAAUGUCAAUUUACAAAAUAGUAUGGGAUAAAGUUGUUGAUUUUCUGAACUUUUAAUAACUAACUUGCUUUAACAUGGUUUAUAAAAUCAGUCCUAGAAAAUGUAAACGUGGUUAACAAUAAAUAUAGAGCUAUCAGGGUGACAUGAAUCCCCUGGCCUGUUUCCCAAUUUUAUAAAUCUUGAGUACUGUUAAUUCCCUGAAAAGCAGGUCCCCAGAAACAACACAGGAAUCAAAAUGUAAUUUCAGUUGUAUAGUAUAAAGUGAAAAACCUCUAGUUAUUUGUUAUUUUAUUAGUGAAACAGCUUAUUUCAGGUGUCUUUAUUUUAGAUUUAUGUAAGUUCUGUUUUUUUCUGAGCAAUUUGAUUUCAACGCCUGGACAUUUUAAGAUUGCUCUUGACCACUCAUAACAUAAAAUUUCCCCAAUGAGUAAUUUCAAACUAUACCAAUUCAAUUAUACCAUCUGAUAUUUACUUUAAUAAUUUUUCUUUCAAAUAUUACAUUUACCAUUCAAGUGCAAACUAUUUUUUGGCAAAUGGUCAGAACUAUUUUCAUUACUGGUAUAAAAAGGUAAUUGGUUAUGAGACAAACACAAGUAAAUGUACUCUACAUGAUAGUCGGAUAAUCUAUAACCAUUCUAUAACUUAAUAAUUUGACAUUGAUUUAAUCUAUAGAAAAAGCGAAGUCUUUAUUUUAUCUGCAGUUGAAGUGAAAAUCUGUCCAUUUCCCUAUAAAGUCUAAUGAAGAUGCAAGAAGUAGACUGUAUAUGUAGAGAAUGAUCAUAGUCCUAGAGUAUUAAGUUAUUCCUGUAACUCUAGCAUUGCAUUUAGCUUUAAAUCAUAUAGUACUUAUCUAGAAUCACAAUCAAUAAUCUAUAAUGGUCUUAUUAUGGCCCCAUCUCCUAGCGGUUGGGGCCAUAUAGUUUUACUUUUGUAUGUUAUUCCAUCAUUCCGCAACGAAUCAUUAUCUGGACUUUUUUUCUAAAUACCUUUACAUAUUGACUGAAUUUAUGUAUGUGAGUGCACUAUGAUGAGUAACAGAUCCAGUUCACCUUUGGUUCCGCUCUGUUGUUUUUUGAUGAAAUUACAGGCUUUGGACUUUGAAAAUUUUGUGACUUUUUUUCUAAAUACAUUCACAUAUUGAGCUGAUUUUUAGUAUGUGAAUCUACUAUGAUGAGUUACAGAUCAAGUUUACGUUUGGUUCCGCAACUGAUUUUUGAGAAAUUACAGGCUUUGGAUUUUGAUAUCAACCUUCUAUUAACAAAUUGCCACUCCUAAAAAUGGCUUCACGCUUUUUUUACGAGCGAUGCAAUUCAUGUCGUUCUGACACAUCUAUUUUUCAAUACAGUCUAUUUUUAAGUUCAUAUUUUAUUUGCUUUUAACAUCUGAUAAAUAUGCAAUUAAAUAUCAGGGAAAUACUAAAAAUAUGGCGUUUAAGCUUUAUGUGAUAUAUAAUAUAUAAGCAAAGAAGAGUCCUUGUGUUUCAUUUUUAUUGAAUUAUUUAACAUAGAAAUCUAUUGAAAACUCUUAUAUUAUUUUCACCCUAAACCUUUUUUUUUUUUUAAGAUAUAGGAUAAUCUAGGAUUUAGUAACUCAACAUUUUGUUUAAGUUUAUUAUGAAGUGCAAGAACAUUAUUUUUUUUUCAAUGUAUCAGAUACUGUAAAUUCAGAAAUUAUUGCGAGGUUUUUAUUAAUGCGACUAGGUGGGUAUCGCAAAAUUAAGAACUCGCAUUCUGAUAUCUUAUAUGUAUAUAUGUAUGCAGAUUUCCUUGAAAUCUCAAUAAUUAAUCUCGAAUAAUUUCGUAUCGGUAUAAUAUCACGUUGAAAAGGUAGUAGAUAACAGCAUUGAUGUCCAUUCUUGAAAAAUCGCAAUAAUAAAUGCAUGCAAUAAUUUCUGAAUUUACAGUAUUAGAUUCCGUGUGUGACGAUAGAUUUUGAACCGAUCAGUCAUGAACGAAAAGCUUGUACAUUUUUUUUAUCUCUGUUUGUUGAUUAGACUGAAUAAUAUAUUAUUAUAGCCACAAUACUCUAAAUAGAAAAUUUAUUCAACAACUUUAUUUUUACCAGUUGUCUUACCACACUAUGUAAAUAAUCUACAUUUGUAAUUGUUAAGAAUAUUAUAUUUUAUAUUAAGUUCUAGUCAAUAUUCAUAUUUAGUCCCUUAGAGGUCAAUACUGAUGGCAUUACAAGCCUCAAUAACUUGGUAUAAAAUAAUCUAAUAGUUUUACCAUGAGUUUCUAUAUUCGAAAAGGUUGAUCCUUUGAGGAUGAAAAUAAAUGUUUCUAAAUAAUUUAGAUAUCUUGGUUGAUUAAUCAUUUGAAAUUACAAAAAUAAAUCUUGAUGAUAAGACUGUAAGUCUCAACUUUGUGCACUUUUAAAGUGAAAUUUUUUAUGAAUUACUUAAGAAUUGGUAGCUUCAUAUAAAGUUUUUAUAUUCUAUUUAGAUAUAAUGACACAUGAUAUUAUUGUCGAAUGCUCAUGUUUCAUUCACCAAUAAAACUGACAGUCAUAAAAUUAAUGAAAUAUAUAUAUAGAUAUUGGUAAUAAACAUCAUUGAACAAAUAUUCUGUAUCAAAAACUGUACCCUAUACAUAUAACAGAAAAUAAAGAGCAUACAAAGAAACUGGCUUGCUUUUAUUGUUUAAAUUUAAGCAAACUUCAGUCAUAAUAUAACAAAUAUGGUUGUAUGGUUACAGAAUAAAAUAAUUAAGGACUGUUUUAUAUGCACUGUAAUAUUCAUCAAACGAUUUUAGUUCAGGUUUAUAUAGCUUUGUAUAAUUAUAUGAAUAAAAUAUGAUAAAACAGA
Messenger RNA from Mytilus californianus (California mussel), 6753 nucleotides. RefSeq names its product N-acetylglucosamine-1-phosphodiester alpha-N-acetylglucosaminidase-like. The transcript has 11 exons. Lineage: Eukaryota; Metazoa; Mollusca; Bivalvia; Mytilida; Mytilidae. The coding region runs from base 79 to 1878 and encodes 599 amino acids. The record is from RefSeq and is a predicted model, not a curated record.